GGCACUACCUCUUUAAAAGCGUCCGGGGCCGAGCCUCUGCCGCACCAUGUGAUUGCUUGAAAGGCCGGGCUGGGAGCGCAGCGGCGGGAGCCUGGAGAACGAUGAGCCGGUGCGCGCACGGAGCCCAGAGCCCAGCCCUGCCCGGCGCGGCUCCGGAAAGCCGCCCCGGGAACUUAGGGCAACGCCUUUGAGACCCCCUACUGAUUGACAGGCAGGAUGGUGAGCUCCCGGCCUCCGGGUCCCUGGACACCUGUGGGCAUUGUGGAUGCAUAGGGGAUCAUUGUGGAGUGAGUGUACUGGGAGCCACCUCACACCUGAUACAAAAGCCAGUGGUGGAGUGAGUGUAGCUAUUUUAAGUUGCUGAAUGGAACCUCUGAGGACAAGGGGAGGGGACAGAGGUUAAGCAGAUAGUGAGGCUGAGUGCCUGGCCAGCCUGAGCAGGCGCUGCAUCUGCUAACUGGGGCACAUCUUCGCAGGGCUGCCUAUGUCCCCUCCUUCCCAGGCUGGCAUCCCCACCGCAGGCUUCCUGACCACAGGUGCUGGCCUCGUGCCCCAGGGCGCUUGUCUGCUGAUGUGCCCAGCUCCUGCCCACCAUGUCGCCCUACAUCUCGGCCUUCCAGGCUGCCUACAUUGGCAUCGAGGUGCUCAUUGCCUUGGUCUCUGUGCCUGGAAACGUGCUGGUGAUUUGGGCUGUGAAGGUAAACCAGGCACUUCGCGAUGCCACCUUCUAUUUCAUCGUAUCCCUGGCGGUAGCUGAUGUGGCUGUUGGCGCCCUGGUCAUCCCACUGGCCAUCCUUAUCAACAUUGGGCCACAGACCUACUUCCACACCUGCCUCAUGGUGGCCUGCCCUGUCCUCAUCCUCACCCAGAGCUCCAUCCUGGCUCUGCUGGCUAUCGCUGUGGAUCGUUACCUCCGAGUCAAGAUCCCUCUCCGGUACAAGACAGUGGUGACUCAGCGGCGGGCAGCGGUGGCCAUAGCUGGCUGCUGGAUUCUCUCCCUUGUUGUGGGCCUGACACCCAUGUUCGGCUGGAACAACCUGAGUCAGGUGCAGCAAGCCUGGGAACUUAAUGGUAGCGUGGGGGAGCCCGUGAUCAAGUGUGAGUUCGAGAAGGUUAUCAGCAUGGAGUACAUGGUCUACUUCAACUUCUUCGUCUGGGUGCUGCCGCCGCUGCUCCUCAUGGUCCUCAUCUACCUGGAGGUCUUCUAUCUGAUCCGUAAGCAGCUCAACAAGAAGGUGUCGGCCUCCUCGGGUGACCCACAGAAGUACUACGGGAAGGAGCUGAAGAUCGCCAAGUCGUUGGCUCUCAUCCUCUUCCUCUUCGCCCUCAGCUGGCUGCCACUGCACAUCCUGAACUGUAUCACCCUCUUCUGCCCCGCCUGCCGGAAGCCCAGCAUCCUCAUCUACAUCGCCAUCUUCCUCACUCACGGCAACUCAGCCAUGAACCCCAUUGUCUACGCCUUCCGCAUCCACAAGUUUCGGGUCACCUUCCUGAAGAUUUGGAAUGACCACUUCCGAUGCCAGCCCAAGCCGCCGAUGGACGACGACCUCCCGGAGGAAAAAGCUGACGACUAGACUCUGCUCUGCUCCCUCCAGCCCGCAUCCAGUGGCUCUCUGUCGGCCUCACAUCCCAGCUGCCCCACUGCUCCUGCUCAGCUCUCCCAGCUGGGCUGUGGGCUGUGGGUACCAGGGAGGCUCUGGAGAGAUGCCACAGAGUAGGGCCCCUUUUUACAAGGAGCCGAUUGCCCUGUAUCUUGGGGAGCUGGAGGAGGCUUGAGGGUGGGUCAGGCUAUGACAGGGAACAACUGGGUGCCCUGAGGUAAGAGAAAUGUCUCGAGUGCAGCUCAGAGAUCCAGGGCUAGAAUAUUCUGGUUCCUACAGUCAAACAGGGGAGCCUGCUGUUAGGUGUUGGUGGCCCAAGGGACCAGCUUCAAGGAGAGGAUAAGACCCCCUCAGAGGACGGAUGGAGAAGUUUGCUUUCUCUCCUGUACUGGAGGAAAAGACCGCAAAGCGCAGGGAAAGAGACCCCUCAAGGAUUUUGUGUUCCUGGCCAUACAGGUACUUUGAUGCUUGCAAAUCCAUACCCCAACCAGCCAGGGGCUAUGCUUGGAAGAGGCAGAAAGAAUGGGACUAGGGAUCUUCUCUCACAUUUUCUUUAUUCACAGCCCUGGACUUCCACUGGGCCUUUAAGCACUGGGGAGUUAAGCAUGGUCCAGAAGGUGCUGGCCUCAAAUCGCCAGCAGGGGGCAGUACUGAGCCCUUUUGCCCUGAACUUCCUGGAGUCCCCAAUGUAACUUGCUGUCUUCUGGGUCACCAACCCUCAGAGACAGGUCUGGAUUCUGCUGUCUUAGGUCUGGACUCUCCUGGAUGACACCAUCUCUGCUUCUGGUGGAAAGGACAGUUUUGGGGAGCAUUUGGCCUGAGUGGGGAGGGUGAUGAUGAAUGCAUCCAACGGGAACCCUUUCCACAUGGGCCCUCUUGGUGUGGAGCACGGCAGGCCAGACCAGACCAGAGGAGACAACUCUCUCCAGAGUGGAGGAUGGCCUUGAUGGCAUUUAAAUAUCCAAAAUGCUCCUGGGGAGCGGGGGACUAAGCUCAGUUUUUAGGGAGAUCAAAAGCUGUGUUACAAAUAGAGUAUGGACCAUUGUGGGUCUCAGUUAGGACCAAUCCGUACCCUGCUGAACCUGGAUCUCUUCCUUGUGUGGACAGCAGCAGGCAGGGGAGGGUGACGGGUUCGGGUGAUGGGUUCGGGUGACAGUAUUGACUCCGAGUCUUGAUUCCAGGCUCUUCCCUCAGUUGGAGGUAAGGCGUCCCUGGCUCUCAGGAGGUCCCUACAUCUAAUAAAAGAUUGGGAACCCUUGUGGAGAGUGCGAUGCUGGCACUACCCCAGCACUGUCAGAAGACCAUCUCAGAAGAGAAGAUGUAAUGGCGGGGUAGGAGGAAAGCUGGGAGAGGGGCGUGGAAGCAGAUGGAACAAGGAAGGCUCCAGAGAUGGUGUAUCUGUUGCUAUAGUGACACAUUUAGGGUAGUAUGUCUGAAAAAUGUCCCGAGCUACCGUGAGACCCGUCCUGCUGGCACUCUGCUCGUGGUGAUAGUGUCUCCCCCCGCACAGCAGCAUAGCAUACCCACUCGCCGCGACACACACCGCCACAGUGUGCUAUGACACCACACACAUUUAUUUGACUACUUCUCGCCAGUGUACAGCUCUGCAGGGGGUGCCAGUCUUUGCUCCUUUGGGGCACUCUUGUAACCCAGGAGGCCUGACCCCAGGCCUAACAAACCCAGUUCUUGGUCUGGACUCCAGCCUCUCAUGGAGAGAGGUCUGCAGGUAUCAGAGGCCCAUGAUCUUGGGUAUCCAUGGAGAGACAUGUUGGGCCUGGGGGCCUGAUCCUCAGGCCUGCAGAACCUGGCAGAGAAUGCCCUUCUGAGCCCUGGUAUGUGGACGGGUUGCCAGAGAGAUGUUGGGGAGCCAGAUGGAGAACCACCUCCACCCUUCUCUGUCCUUCCUCAGCCUCAGUUCUCAAUGCUGACCUCUCCCUAGUGUAGCUCUAGAGACGUCAUAGUUCUUCAAAGCCCCAGAGCCACCAAAUGCAGAAGUCAGGGCAAGGGCUGGGUCCCUACUACGAGAAAGGUGCAAAGAGAAUACCUAUGUUUACAAUCACUCAGAGCCGAGGCUAGACCCUGUCCUGUGACCACCCACUUCCCUUCCCUUGCGGACCUCACCAGCACUGCCCAGCCCUACACUGACGUUUCCAAACUGAACAUGAAUGCUAGUUGUCUUUGGCUGCAAAAUUGUACCCAGAUGUGUCUACUGCCUUCCAUCCCUACCCAGCCCCUCUCCAGUGACAUUUUGUGCCUGGGAAGUAGAUUUUCCUUCCCAGUCUCCUCUUUGACCAUGCUGUCACUGGAGGUAGCCAAAGGAAUGGGUCCCUCCACUCACCUGUCUCCUUGUCCCAGUCUCUGCCCAUAGUGCUUCUCAGUGUGUGGCGGAGGCUGAAAGAGAUCCUACAGGUUAGACCCUGAGAGGCUUGAGGUCAAUGAUUCCCAGUGCUCCAGUCCCCAACUAGAGAGAGUGUCUUCCCACCUGGAAGUCACACAAACUCUCCUUGACCCCUCCCUACUCUUUGUCUCCAGUUACCACUCUAAGCUGUGUCUAGUCCAGCUCCAAAGAUGGGCUCUAUCUGUCCCCAGUGACAAAGAUGGGCUCUAUCUGUCCCCAGUGACAAAGAUGGGCUCUAUCUGUCCCCAGUGACUGGGAACUAAGGAAAUCUUCAGACUCCCACCUUUGACUUCCAACCGACAAUCCACAGAGGCCUCCCCUAGCACGUUGAUGGCCUUGCAAGUGUAGACUCCAGAAUCAAAGGGGCUGGGCUUCCGGAUCUCCAGGGUGCAGACCCCUUGUUCAGAAACUGCGCGAUACUUGGGGUCACCCUGGAUGUCCAUCUUGUUUUUCAUCCAGAUGAUCUUGGGCUGGAGGCAAGGACGGAUGAAGGAUAACAAUGUGGCAACAUAGUUGGAACCAGCUCUCAAGAGAUAGUCUCAACCCCACUGCCCUUGACGCCCCCUCCGCACCCAAGGCCCCUCACCUUAGGUGAUGCUCGAACGCUGCAGAAUAGCUGUGUGCUAUAGCCAGGAGUGGAGGUGUGGUCAGCCAGGGGCUGGGUGAACGACGGGGCUUCUGAGAAGUCUCGCUCAAUAAACCCCUUAGGUUUGGCAGUAAUGUCUGGGUUCAGGGGAGAAUUUGAGGUUAUAGGAGUGGAGGGGACUUCAGAACACUGGCCUCAACCCCCAAACUUUGGGAAGCUCAGCCUGGUCAACAUGUGGAAACUGUCAGAUACUAGAGAAAGCCUAGCUGAGCAGAGUUGAGGCAGGUCAGGAAGCGAACAGAGAGGAGUGGGCGGGCUGGAAAACCAGAGCCGCAGGGGAGUGCGCAGAAACCGAACAUCAUUCCAUUUCUGUCUGUCUUUGAGACCUGAGUAACUUUCCUCCAUUUUAAACACAAAACUCUUAUGGCUGUGCUGCUCCGACUGAUGUUCAAAAGCGUGGCUUCCAGGGUGAGUGGGAUGACUCAGUGGAUACGGGCGCUUGCCACCAAGCUCGACACUCUGAGUUCAAUCCCUGGGACCCAGAAGGUAGAAGAGAACUGACAAGUUGUCCUUAGAGUCCACAUGCGUGCAUGCAUGUGAACACACACUCACACGCAAAUAAAUGUAAUUAAAGUUAA
Mesocricetus auratus (golden hamster) is the source of this 5223-nucleotide messenger RNA. It is a transcript of the gene Adora1, whose product is annotated as adenosine A1 receptor. NCBI's taxonomy places the organism in Eukaryota, Metazoa, Chordata, Mammalia, Rodentia, Cricetidae. Gene Ontology annotation, biological process: G protein-coupled adenosine receptor signaling pathway. Bases 594 to 1574 code for a protein of 326 amino acids. Gene Ontology annotation, molecular function: G protein-coupled adenosine receptor activity. The transcript is spliced from 2 exons. The record is from RefSeq and is a predicted model, not a curated record. Gene Ontology annotation, cellular component: membrane; dendrite; synapse.